Molecule: messenger RNA, 1809 nt
Organism: Aspergillus pseudotamarii
Lineage: Eukaryota; Fungi; Ascomycota; Eurotiomycetes; Eurotiales; Aspergillaceae
Product: glycoside hydrolase family 13 protein
Exons: 3
Coding region: 1-1809 (602 amino acids)
Biological process (GO): oligosaccharide catabolic process
Molecular function (GO): alpha-amylase activity
Source: RefSeq, a predicted model, not a curated record
AUGGCGACCCCGCGGAAGACUCAGUCAUCGCCGGUGAACAGGGCCUGGUGGAAAGAGGCCUCUGUCUAUCAGAUCUAUCCGGCGUCGUUCAAAGACUCUAACGGGGAUGGAAUCGGUGAUAUCCCAGGGAUCAUCUCGGAGCUCGACUACCUGAAGGCCCUUGGGGUCGAUCUCGUUUGGCUCUCCCCGAUCCUUCAGUCCCCGCAGGUAGACAUGGGCUACGAUGUUUCUGAUUAUUAUCAAAUCCACGCCCCGUACGGUACGGUCCAAGAUGUGGAUGCGCUCAUUCAAGGGUUACACCAACGAGGGAUGAGAUAUGUCAUGGACCUUGUGGUCAAUCAUACUUCCGACCAGCACGAGUGGUUUAAACGCUCGAGAUCGUCCCGAGACAACGAAUACCGAGACUGGUACAUAUGGAAAAAGCCCAAGUACGGUGCCGAUGGUGUCCGCCAGCCGCCGAAUAACUGGAAAGCCUAUUUUGGAGGCUCGGCAUGGCAGUAUGACGAAACAACGGAUGAAUAUUAUCUGCACCUGUUCGCGCCGGAGCAGCCAGACCUGAACUGGGAAAACCCCCAAGUGCGGUCCGCGGUGCACCAGAUCAUGAGGUAUUGGCUGGACAAAGGCGUCAGUGGAUUCCGCAUGGACGUCAUCAACAUGGUCAGCAAGGACCAAGGCUUCCCGGAUGCGCCCAUCACCGAUGCAAACAGCCAAUGGCAACAUGGGGCGAUGUACUAUUGCUGCGGACCACGUCUCCACGAAUACCUACAAGAACUGGGACGGAUCUUGAAGGAAUAUGAUGCCUUUUCCGUCGGGGAGAUGCCGAAUGUGUAUGAUCCGGCGGAAAUUGGGAAGGCCGUGGGGUUUGACCGCGGCGAAUUAGCCAUGGCGUUCCAAUUCGAGAUCAUGGACAUCGACCAUGGCCCGGCAGGCAAAUUCUCUCCGCACCAAUAUCGCAUGUCGGACCUGAAGCAUAUCGUUUCCAAAUGGCAGGACUUCAUGUACCAGAAUAGGGGCUGGAACGCCCUGUAUCUCGAAAACCACGACCAAGGAAGGACCAUCUCACGGUUUACCUCGGCGGGCCCAGAAUACCGCGCGACGGCAGGGAAGAUGCUGGCCACCUUCCUGGGCCUUCAAGGCGGGACUCCGUUUGUGUACCAGGGCCAGGAAUUAGGCCUGGUGAAUGUGCCAGCAACAUGGGGCAUUGAGAAGUUUCGGGACAUCGAGACUUUGAACCAUUGGGACGAUAUGAUGGCGGCAUAUCCCGACGACAUGGAGCUCCACCAGGUGACAUUAGAACAGUUCCGCAUCAAGUCUCGCGAUAAUGGACGCACCCCGAUGCAAUGGACCAGUGGUAAAUUUGCCGGGUUUACCACUGCACCCAACGGCCCCUGGAUUGAUGUGCAUGACGACUACGAAGACUGGAAUGCCGCGUCCCAGGUGGGCAAGCCACACAGUGUUUUCCAACACUGGGCCCAGGUCCUCGGCCUGCGCAAAGCUUAUCAAGACCUCUUCGUAUAUGGCUCGUACAAAUUGGUGGAUGAAGCGAACGAGGAUCUAUUCGCCUAUCUGCGAAUGUACGGAGGCCAGUCAGCUUUGGUGCUGGCCAACUUCACCGACAAAGACGUGACAUGGGUUGUUCCGGCCGAAACCACUGCAAUUCUUGAAGAUGGCGCUGUGCUGCUGGGAAAUUAUCAGCGCCACCGCCCCGUGCUGCCCGAUGGCACCAUCGCUGUAAAGCCAUUUGAAUCGUUUGUGAUUUUUCUAGAUAGUUCAAGGGCCAGGGUCGGACCUGGUGGGGGGAAGCUCUGA